Anopheles moucheti is the source of this 1161-nucleotide messenger RNA. It is a transcript of the gene SsRbeta, whose product is annotated as translocon-associated protein subunit beta. The record is from RefSeq and is a predicted model, not a curated record. Gene Ontology annotation, cellular component: endoplasmic reticulum; membrane. Bases 138 to 716 code for a protein of 192 amino acids. NCBI's taxonomy places the organism in Eukaryota, Metazoa, Arthropoda, Insecta, Diptera, Culicidae. The transcript is spliced from 3 exons.
GUGUUGGAACUUGGCCAGUGAAAUUGGUAUGCCAACAUAACAUUAUUUCUUUACAACGUGUACGUUCGAACCGCCCGUAGAAAGUAUUUACCGUCGUCCGAUUCGUUUUCGUCACAGUCCCGUCAAGUUGCAACGAGAUGAAAAGCUACCUGUACGCUCUGCUUGCGCUGCUCGCCGUCAGCCAACUUGGAUUGGCCAACGAAGAAAAUACGGCUCGUCUGCUGGUGUCGAAGCACAUUUUGAACAAAUAUCUGGUAGAGGCACGUGAUAUUGUUGUAAAGUACACGCUGUACAACGUUGGAUCCGGUCCCGCCGUGAACGUUCGCUUGGUGGAUAAUGGUUUCCAUCCGGAAGUAUUUGAAGUGGUCGGUGGUCAACUAUCCGCCUCGAUUGAUCGCAUUGCGCCACAGACCAACGUAACGCACAUCGUUGUUGUGCGGCCGAAAACUUAUGGAUAUCUUAACUUCACUGCCGCCGAGGUUAACUACAUGGCGACAGAAGAUGCGGCUGAACCUCAGUUCACCAUCAGCUCGGAACCGGGCGAGGGUGCCAUUGUGGCCGAAGCACAGUUCAACAAGCAGUUCAGCUCGCACUAUCUGGACUGGCUAGCGUUCGCUUUGCUGACGCUGCCCUCCCUCGCCAUCCCGUACGCGAUGUGGUACAGCUCAAAGUCAAAGUACGAAGCGAUGGGCAAGUCGGCAAAGAAGGCGAACUAAAUCGCACAGCACAGUAGUCGUUAGGACACCAUCUUUCGAAGCAGCAGGCAGCAGCAACAUAAUGGGAGCUGGAGAUGUGCUUUGGCAACCGAUUUGCUGAUAGUGGAUCGCCGACUCAACCACAUCCAUCUUGAAGACUAAUUUAAUUUGUAAGGAAUUCCUAGCAGAGUGCCCUUGUCUCACGACUACUCUAUCGGAGUGCAACAUCGAACUUUUUUUUUAUUGGUCCCGUCAAGGAGGAACCCCAUGAAGCACAAUUGAAAUAGUUUUCAUCGUUCUAAACACCCACAUUGCAUCACUUCACAAUGCUCCGUGGUCGCGAGGAAAGGCAAAGACAGACAGAAACUGUGAAAAGAGAUUGAAAACUGGUACCUUUUCAUUCGGUUUGUGAAUAAACUCAACGAACUGUGUUCGUGAACAAGUGAAAUGAGUUGUGUGAUUGGUU